AUGGAUGAUUGGGACAACGAUGUCGAAUCGGAGCCUAAGGAGGAGCCCAUAAAAGAACAAGAGCCACAAGCCUGCGAGGGCGAAACACAAAAAGACGACAACAAAGAGAAUGAGACAGAGAAGAAACCCGAGAAGAAAAAGCGAGACUCGAGUAAGCCAAAGGAGCGGACGCAGUGCUAUCGAUGUGGUAAGCUCGGGCAUAGUCUUAAAAACUGCCCUUUGAAUAAGGGUAAAGACGCAGAGCAAGUUUGUUUCAAUUGUGGGAUGCCGGGACACAUCUUAGCAAAGUGUCCUGUACCUCGUAAAAGACGGCUUGAGUUUACUUCAUGCUUCUUGUGUGGAAAGACAGGACACCUCUCGAACAUGUGUCCCGAAAACCCAAAGGGAAUCUACUCGAAGGGCGGGUGUUGUCGAGUGUGUGGGUCCAUCCACCAUUUGGAAAGAGAUUGCCCCAAGAAGAAGGAAAUGAGAAGCAAAUACGAAAUGAAAGACAAAGAAAGGUCCCUUGCACGUGGCCCACGCGCUCCAAGACGUCCCAACCCAUCCGAUUAA
Messenger RNA from Entamoeba invadens IP1, 552 nucleotides. Its product is annotated as zinc finger protein cchc domain containing protein, putative. Gene Ontology annotation, molecular function: nucleic acid binding; zinc ion binding. The transcript has a single exon. The record is from RefSeq and is a predicted model, not a curated record. Lineage: Eukaryota; Evosea; Mastigamoebida; Endamoebidae. The coding region runs from base 1 to 552 and encodes 183 amino acids.